Molecule: messenger RNA, 1207 nt
Organism: Solanum dulcamara
Lineage: Eukaryota; Viridiplantae; Streptophyta; Magnoliopsida; Solanales; Solanaceae
Exons: 10
Coding region: 461-937 (158 amino acids)
Source: RefSeq, a predicted model, not a curated record
AGUGCUAAUUUUUCCUUUUUAGUUCUCUUGGUCUUCUCAUCAAUCCAAUUUCGAGUAAGCAAUUCUCUCAUUUUUUGGGGUUCAAUUCCCCUUGUUAAGACCUUGAAGAACACUUUUAGCUCUGUUCUACAAUUCAAGACUAUAAGGCUUUAAGCAUGUUUUCUCUAUCUCUUGGUAUUGGGAAUUGAAAGCAUUUUAGAGGAAUAUACCUCAAAGACAUUGCAGUGAGUUGGUUCUCCACUUUUUUCCAGUAAGAUCAUUUAGUUGAUGGUGAACGAUCUUAGUUGAAGAUAUGAGUUUUCUUGCUACAAAAUAGUACGAUGUUUUGUCAGUGGUUAUCUUCUUCUUAUUCAUAGUUGAAGACAGAUGUGAGUAAAUGAGGCUCAAUCUCAAUUCAUCUUAUAUCGUAGUUCUACACAUGAGUUGAAAAGUCUCUCUUUUUGCUUCUCCGCGAAUUGACAUGGGAACACGAGAGGUAUACGAAGAAAAGCUGAAGAGAGGGAAUCUCCACCAUGAUCCUACAAUCAAACCUGGCCUUGGAUCUGCUAGAUGCCCUCGAUGUCUUUCGCUCUUGAACUCCAAUUCAAAAAGUGGAGAAUGGGUGAUUACUCCUGUUCUGCAUGAUUUCACGGCGGUGGCUGGCUCUGGAAUUGGUGGACUGCUCAGUGCAACUCAUGGUUUCAAUACAGGAAUUCCUUUCGUCCAGAGACAUGUGAAGGGUCCAAAAUGGCUUCCAUUUGUUAUAGGGCUUCCUCCACUACUCAUGUUCUCUGCAGCUAGUGCGGCGUUUGGAGGAUAUGCACUUCCAAGGUUUACUCAACUUACGAUGACUUCAUAUUACGCUGCUUCAAGUGCAUCACAUUACGGAAUAUCAUUGCUUACCAGACAUAUUGAGGAGGCCCAUACUUGUGGUGUUCAACGUGAAAGGCUCAGUUGAUUUGCGUAAACUCAGAGGCAAACUUUACUUCAAAUUUUGCAACAAAUUAUAUAUAAUUGGAGCAGUCGUUAAUUCAAAAGAUGCAUGUUGUGUUCUCUUUUGAUAAAAUAUAUAGUUUUUACUUUGUAAUGAUAGGAAUGUUUGAAAACACUUGUGUUUCUGCUGCUAUCUGAUGCUGAAUAGCCAAAAUGGCAUAGUUGUUGGAUCUUGUAUCUAAGUUCUUUGUAUUAGAACAAAAUGCCUUGUCAUUUAUUAAUUGUUGCAUCCUCA